UUUUUUAUUUUUGCCCUGGAACGUAAUUUGCCACUCUUGGGGGGCUGACCGGAAGCUAGGCUCUGGGCGCCGUGAUCUGAUCGGCCUGAGCACCCCGUGGUAACCUUUCCGCAUCAACCAGAUGCCGGGAUCCCCCUCUCCGCCCGUGCUCUCCCCGGCUGCGCCGUGAGGCUGGGGAAAGCCCGCGCGCAUCUCUGCAGCGCGCGUGCCAACGGGAACCCGCGCUGCUGCCUCGACGCGGCCGCAGGGGCCGACGCGUGGGGGGUCACCCACACCCGGCACCGUGGUCCGCGUUGCCAUGGGCGUCCGACCGAGGAACCCCCAGUGUUUUAAAUCACGCCCGUUUCAUCCGAAGGCGUGGUGACAGUGUGGCGCGGAGAUGGAGGAUGGCGGUCGCCCGAGCUCCGUGAGCGAGGACGUGAAAAUGUCAGAGAUAUGUACUGCAGCAUCACUAAACAUUGAUAUGACACCUGAGGAUCUGCCUGGUGUUGAGGAACAACUAAGUGUGGAGGAACAGCCUGAUAUCAAGGAACAAGCUGAUGUCAAGAAACAGCCUGAUGUCAAAGAACAUCCUGAUGUCGAAGAACAGCCUAAUGUCCAGCAGGGUGAUAAUGUCAACGUGGAACCCUACUGUUCUUCACCUGCCUUAACCACUCAGAGAGAGUUACUGCUGAGUAGUCCUGUUGAAUUGAAGAGAGGCGCACAGAAACAGGACCGUCAUAUGUUUCUUUACAAUGAUAUACUUAUUAUCACUAAAAUAAAGUAUAAUAAUAGUUAUAAAAUUAAAUAUAAAGUAAGAUUAUCUGAUCUGUGGAUAUCAGCAUGUACCGAAGAAAUUGAGGAGAGAAACUGUAAUUCUGUUAAAUCAUUCAUGUUAGGAUGGCCCAUAGUAAACUUCGUGGCAACAUUUAGCUCUGCAGAGCAGAAGGAAAAUUGGCUUACCUUGUUACAAAGAUAUGUCAACAUUGAAAAGGAAAAAGAUUUUCCGAAGGUUGUUUCAAUGAAGGUUUAUACGCAGAAUAUUGACAACUGUGCAAAGUUCAAAACUUUGAAUGUUAAGAACUCUGAGACCGUAAUCGAAGUCAUCAAUACCUCCCUCUCGGAGUUAGGAUUAACAGGCACUGAAAGGGAUUAUCAGUUGUGGAUUCAUACUGGAAAACUGGCAUCACCGUAUCUUCUAGUAGGUCACGAGUUCCCUUAUAGCAUCAAAAUGAGCCAUGUCAGAAGCAACCUUGGCAUCAUGGUACCGAAGACUAAGGACAUAAAUUUCAUCCAGCAGCAACUCUUAACAACAGAACACCUGCCUCCAGGAUCGAGAUGCCAGUUUAUUUUGAAACCCACCCGCAGGACUCCUGGUUUGACCAUGAAUGGACACAGAAAUUUUCUGCGACGAAGAUCUGUUAUAAACUGGGCAUUUUGGAAAAGCCCUAACACACAGAUGGACAAUGGAUUAGAUUCUGCCUUACCAACAUCUCCUGUGACAGGAAAACUGUUUGGCAUCUCUUUGCCAAUCAUAUGCGAAAAUGACAAUUUACCAACACCAAUCAUGAACAUGCUAUGGCUCCUUUAUGAGAGGGGGCCCUUGACAAAAGGCAUAUUUCGUCAAUCCGCAAAUGUGAAGGCCUGUAGGGAAUUAAAAGAAAAAUUAAAUGCCGGCGCUGAUGUACAGAUUGAUUGUGAGCCACUUUUUGUGGUAGCCUCCGUUUUUAAGGAUUUUCUGCGGAGUAUUCCAGGUAGUAUAUUUUCAUCAAACCUGUUUGAUCAUUGGCUUUCCAUAAUGGAUGAAGUGAAUCAUGAAGAGCGCAUCCAUACUAUCCAGUUACUCUUACAGCAGCUUCCAAGAGCGAACACCAUUGUCCUGAAAUACCUUUUUGGAGUGCUACACUGCAUUGAGCAAAAUUCCUCUCUAAAUCAGAUGAACGCUCUCAACUUAGCUAUUUGCAUAGCCCCUAGCAUCUUGUGGCCACCAACAGAUUCACGGGAAAUGGAAAACGAGUUUUCCCAAAAAAUUUUGAACCUUAUUCAAUUUGUAAUAGAAAAUUGUUACAGAAUUUUUGGAGAGGAGAUAAUUUCCCUCUUUGGAGAAGUCUCUAAACGAUAUGAUAGCAGAGAGAAUAUUCCAGACUCUUGUGUCCCUUUGAAUGAUUCCUAUGACAGUCUGGAAAAUGAGCUUGAAGACUUUCACCCAUAUGAUACACCAUGUAGUGAUAUCCAGCAGCUGGGGAGGGAGAGCAGAAGCCUCGAUUCUUUUGCAGCACUUAGUGACAUGGACACCACAGCGACCAGUCUCUUAACUCUCAGUGACUUGAGUUUAACUUACUCUAAGGAAGAUUUAGAAGAAGACCCACCUGCAGGUGAUCAAGCAGAGAACUCUGUCUUACUUUCAAACCCUCCCCUGGAGAGCCAAACCAAGCUCCCCUCGGACAGAGACGUAACUAAAAGUCCUAAGUGUGCCAGACGUCAGCGGCACUCCUCGGAGCCCACACUUUCCACAGAACCUUCUCUCAAGGAGAAUGUUCCCCAGGAAUCACCUGUGGAUGCCACACUGGCCAAUGCCGUGCUCUUUGCAAGCCCCCACCAUGCCGAUCACGCCAGGGAUUCUUCAGGGGGAACUCUAGUCAGAUCUGGGUCCAGCAGACUGAGCCUGUGCUCAGAACCAGCCCGUGAAACACCCCACACCCUCACUGAGGGCAUUCAGGGGGCCCAGCCUUCAGAGCCCACCACACCAGGUGCCCCAGGCCUGAGAAGGCGGCAGCGGCGCUGCUCCGAGCCCACUACAAACAGCCUGAGUACAAAGUGGGCCUCUUGGAAAGACUUUUAUCAAAAGAAGUUUCGCAAGAAUAGCUGUGACUCAGUCCUUUCUCCAGCAGAAACUGACUGUUUGAAGCAAAAUUCACUGCGCAAAGCAGAGAAGCAAUGUUUAGAGAGAUCUGUUACAGGCCUGGUGGGACUGUCUAAGAAGAAUAAAAAGACCAACUCACCCACUCACCAUUUCAGGCUAUUUUCAAAGUCAAAUGCUGUUAUGUCAUGCGAUUCCAUUUCGACACUAGGUAGUACCAGGGAUGAAUCCGUGGUCCCAGAUCCUCGAAGCAGCUUCCCAGUACCCACAGAAGAAACCCAGAGGAUUCGGCGUUCCUCCGAGCCCAGCACUGGAAGCCAGCCCAAUGAAAUGACUGACUCAAUAGAACCACAGCCAGCAAACGCGGUGCACCUUACUCUGGAAGAGCGCCUGAAAUGGCAAAAUGCUCUGAAACUCGAGGGGCAGACAUUAAUUCGACAGAGCAUAGCAAUGGGUAUCAAAGUAGGUAAGGACAAAGAAAAUCGAAAGGAGGCAUGUUCGUCAAGUAUAUCCUCCCUGGACACAACAGGCACCGUUCUUUCACAGGAGACUAUGUUCUUCCAAAAAUCUACAUUUUCUACUACCAACAAAACCACCUGUCCUGGAGGGCCUGUGGUUCAAGUGGAAUGUGAAUCAGGGGACCUUCAUUUGGAUUCUCAUGAUGCCAGCCAGAAUUUAGAAAUAGCUUGUCUCUCAUCUGGGCAGGCAAGAAGCCCCCCGACUCCUAAGAAAAAAGACACCUCAGGGUGGCAGGCACAGCUUCACUCCAUUCAACCUGGCACAUGGAUAAGGAGCAGUCUAGUCAGUUUGAAGAAUUGGUCUCUGAAUAAGAAGGCCAGGACCAUCAUACCAGAGGAAAACUCUACUUUAAGAGAGGCCUCUGGCUGUCCAAAACCCAUAACAUCACAGGCAGCCCAGGAGGCCCACUGUGGCUUAAAAGCCAAUGUCCCUGAGCCCUGUGGAAAGGCCUCCUGGGAGGGGGGGGACAGUAGGUCUGACUGUGCUGGCAAUAUGCCCCAAGAAACAUCCCCCGUCUACUCGAUGACACAGAUUCCAACUGAGGACAAAACUCCAAGCCCAGACAUGGUGACUCCCCAGGGGACAAAAACUUAACCAAAGUCAUUUCAUUGACAUAAAAUACUGAUGGUGACAAUGAGAUCAGCAACUUGAGUAACAGUGACACUUUUUUUCACAAAGAAUUUAGAGUCAAAGUCUUCCAUAGCUACACAUUUGGGAGAAUUUCCUUUAGAUGAUUGGAUUGAUCCUAUAGGAAUUUUUCAAUUCUAGCCAAGUUCUAGUGAAGAAAGCAAGUUGUCUUGAGCAACUAGAAUCAAAGAGCGGAUGCACCCAGUACCAGUUGUAUCACUUAACACACACUGCAAGGCCUAAAAACUAUAGACUAUAGUAAACUCCCAACACAGCAUGGAAAUGUCAUUUUAAUGUCUGUCAGAGGGAGAAGACUGAUGGCCACUUUGGGAAGAAAAGGAAAUACCUCCCACAAAGUAUGCCGAGAGGUGUCGAGCCUGCGUCUCGCCACUGCUGUGAGUUUGUGCACACACUUCAAAACUCAGCUAAAUCAGUCCAUCACUGACUACCGUUUGGCAGGUGAGAGGUACUUAACAUGCUACCACGUGUGCUACCCCCUCCCCCAGCAACAUGCCCAUCGGGUCUUCCCCUAUAACAGUUAUUUAUUGUUAUUGGUCAUUGUGCUUUCUUAAUUUUUUAUGGAUUUCUCCCAAAUUAGUUCCAUUUGAAGACUGGCUUUUAUAUCCCAUUUGGCUUAUUGUAGAAUCACGAGCAUUUCUACAGUCUAUUUACUUCAUAUUAGACUUGCUUAAUUGGUAUGAGAUGAUAAAAUUGGCAGCUUACUCUAAAUUAAUUUCCUCAGCCAUCAAGUUUUACCAAGUUGCUCAGAAUUUAUCUCUACAAUCAUCUAUCAAAUUUAGUUGCUCAGAAUUUAUCUCUAUAAUUAUCCAUCAAAUUUAUAUGGACCUUUAGACACCUACUUUGACUAAGUUAUUUUUCUUUGUCAGUAGAAUAUUUCUAAGUGUUGUGUAACAUCUGAAGUGUAACUUAGUUGUUUUUUGUAACCAACUGCCAGAUCAACAUUGGUUUCUAUGGAAUUCAUUUACUCUAGAUUAUUUUUCUUGUGCACCAGAAUAUGUUUACUGUGUCAAGUUGCUCAGACUCAUCUCUCCAGUCACCCAUCAAAUGGACCUUUAUAUACCUACUUUGAAUAAGUUAUUUUUCUUUGCUACUGAAUAUUUCAUGUCAAAUUGCAUCUGCAUUUUAACCAGUUGUUCUCUGUAACCAACCUCCUUAUCAGCAUUUUAUUUCUAAGGAACUACUUUAAAUCAUUUUUCUCGGCCACCAGAAAAUAGUUACCAUGUCAGGAUACUUAGAACUGUCUGCAGACAUCAAAUGGACUUUUCUUAUAAUGACUCCCAAUAAGUUACUUUUCUUUUCUACUGGACAUUUCCUCAUGUCAAACAACAUCAACAUUGUAACCCAGUUGUUCUCUGUCACCAACUACAUAAUCAACCUUUCUAAGGAGUCACUUCAAACUAUUUUUCUUGGCCACCAGAAAAUGUUGACCAUAUCACCAUGCUCAGAACUAUUGUCUGUAGUCAUCAAUCAAUGGACUUUUCUCAUUUUCACUCUCAAUAAGUUAUGGCUUAGCCAUCAUAAACCUUGGAAAUAUGCUUUCCCUAUUGCCCCAAAAGUUGUAUUUUUAAAUGACUAGGAAAAAAAUGUUUUCUGUAAGAUAAAAGAAUUACCUUUAGUAUUAUCUAUAGGUGCUACCUACCUCUGUGGGGUAUAGCCCUGUUUUUUUCUAACUCAUGGUUUCAGAAUUUCAUGGCAUAUACCACCUUGGACGACAAUGUGAAGCAGUCAUCAAGCUACAGUAGCCAAAUACAAUAUUCAUAAUAUUCUAUAUCAAGGGAGAAAGGGUUCCAGGACCUGUAGAGCAACUUCUGUCAAAACUAAGCCAUGCGAAUAGAGAUCUUGAAAAGCAUGUGUAAUACAGUCAAGGGAUCACCUAUCAACAGGUCAAAAGAGUUCUAGCCCUUAUUUUCUUCUAUUGGCAGGCAUAAAAAUCCCAUAGAAUGCAUAAAAUAUAAUCGUUUUUCAACAUAACUUCUACCCUGAUAUCUUCAGCUGCCCCUAGAAUACUUCAUGUGAAUAUUGUCAAUUGUAUGAAUACAGAUAUGCCAUUUGGUUAUAUUGUCGCUUUAUCCAAAAAUGCUUUGAGUUUGUAAAAUAUCUGGAUAAAUUUUAAAUGUAUUUUUGUACUUGCAGAAGCUGCUAACUUUUAAAGCUGUUUUUAAAACACUGAAAUGGAUAUGUAUGAAGUCCAUACUGUCUAUUAGAUAAAUCCAUACUAUCUAUGAAAUAAAAUUGCAUUCUGCAAAAUUAA
Molecule: messenger RNA, 6257 nt
Organism: Sorex araneus (European shrew)
Lineage: Eukaryota; Metazoa; Chordata; Mammalia; Eulipotyphla; Soricidae
Gene: ARHGAP20
Product: Rho GTPase activating protein 20
Exons: 15
Coding region: 380-3952 (1190 amino acids)
Biological process (GO): regulation of Rho protein signal transduction; signal transduction
Molecular function (GO): GTPase activator activity
Source: RefSeq, a predicted model, not a curated record